ACAAGAUCCAAUGAACUUGAAUGAACUGGAACCAAAUCUAUAAGCCGCGUCACUUUUUUCUAUUUUAAAAUAACUUAAAUUGCGAAUUUUUGUAACAAAAAAUAAGGUAUUAAAUUGCGCAAAACGCUUUUGUAGAUAAUAACCAGUGAGUGAUAUAGUUGUGUAGUGUGUGCGCAAUCACUUGGAAGAUAAAACUUGGAUAAGAGAUCGGCAAAUCAACGUGCAAAAAAGGACGCCGACGCUGACGCCAACAUAAAUUAGCAUCGCAUUCCCGAACAUCCUUCGCUCAGAUCACAAGCUGACUUCGAUAUACACAAAAUGAGCAAAGACAUUUACUACUCGGAUAAAUACUACGACGAGAAAUUCGAGUACAGACAUGUGGUCUUACCAAAAGAGCUCGUCAAGCUGGUACCCAAAACGCAUCUAAUGACAGAAACGGAGUGGAGAUCAAUUGGGGUGCAGCAGUCGCGUGGAUGGAUACACUAUAUGAUUCACAAGCCGGAGCCGCACAUUUUGCUAUUUCGACGUCCCAAGACGGAGGAGUAGGCGAUCACACAACUGUUAGAUCGCACGCAUUCACAUACACAUACUAACACAUCCACAUGCAUACACACACAUACAUAUAAGCGUUCAGAUACAGCUGACUUAUGAGGCAGCUGCUGUCGCUGUCGCUGCCGCAGCGCAACCGGUGGUAGCUGCACAACUGUUGCGGCGGCGUAAAGGAAAAACACACACAUACAACUUACACAUACACAUGCUGAUACAACUUACCUCCAUUCAACUAUUAUUUUGCACAUGCACUGUUUUGGUUUCAAGUGCUGUUGUUUCCAUUGAUGGUUUUUAAGAUGUUUAUAUAUUGAAUAUGUUGCCAUAUGCUUACGUAAGAGAGAAAGAGAGAGCGUUUAAAAUUAAUCUUUUAACUUGUAACCAUCUGGAUUUUAGAAGUUGUGUUUAUUGCUUUCAAAAUUGCAUUCCGAUUUUAUCAUUAAAUUUGCUAUAGUGCGCCCAUUGUUUUAUAAUAG
This is a messenger RNA of Drosophila innubila, 1022 nucleotides long. RefSeq names its product cyclin-dependent kinases regulatory subunit (gene Cks30A). Gene Ontology annotation, biological process: regulation of mitotic cell cycle. The coding region runs from base 319 to 546 and encodes 75 amino acids. The record is from RefSeq and is a predicted model, not a curated record. Gene Ontology annotation, molecular function: ubiquitin binding; protein kinase binding; histone binding. NCBI's taxonomy places the organism in Eukaryota, Metazoa, Arthropoda, Insecta, Diptera, Drosophilidae. Gene Ontology annotation, cellular component: SCF ubiquitin ligase complex; cyclin-dependent protein kinase holoenzyme complex. The transcript has 2 exons.